Molecule: messenger RNA, 1165 nt
Organism: Hyla sarda
Lineage: Eukaryota; Metazoa; Chordata; Amphibia; Anura; Hylidae
Gene: RPRML
Product: reprimo like
Exons: 1
Coding region: 225-560 (111 amino acids)
Source: RefSeq, a predicted model, not a curated record
GAGCAUAGAUAUCAGGACAGAAGAGUUGGUGUGGAUAAGAUGCUCCAGCACUUCUUCACUGCAAUGGAUGUUUUGGAGAUCUGAGGUGGUUGAACUAGCCGUGUCUUAUCCCCUUUAACCACAACCUUACCCACUGAAGAUGGUAUUGUGGACAUUUGCCUAAAGAGGUUGCUGAAGUUGUGUCUCCACUUUUCUCACCUCCCGGAAAGUACAUACCUCCAAAGAUGAAUGGGACCAUCUUUAACCAAACGGUCCUGGACCAAGCAGCUUACUACAACACAUCCCAAGGACUUGGGUCUUUUAUUGGAUGUUGCAAUGGAACCAGGGCUGUCAUCACAAGCGAUGGGGGUUCUGUUGUCUUAAUUCCAGAUGAGAGAAGCUUGUUCAUCAGCCGGGUGGUCCAGAUAGCUGUUCUGUGUGUCCUAUCCCUCACUGUCAUAUUUGGCAUCUUCUUCCUUGGCUGCAACUUACUCAUUAAGUCUGAAAGUAUGAUAAACUUCUUAGUGAAGGACAGGAGGCCAUCGAAAGAUGUGGGUGCAGUGAUUCUGGGUCUCUACUGAAUGAAAGGGUCAGUCCUAAACCCUUCCACAACAUCAUAAGGAUGACCAUGCCCUAGACCCACUGGAAGCUGUUAAAGUGGACAAUAUUGCAUGGAUUUUUUGGGGUCUGCAUGGGGUGUGCCAAAUGAGAACCCCACCGUGGCUGAAUGUCAAAUAAAGAAAUUACAAUGCUGCUAUUCCUUUUUUUUAAUGGUUACCUGUCUUUCCCUGCACUGCAGCAGCCCUCCUUAAGUAAUGAACUGUCUUGUAUUUUUUAUAAACCUGAUGGGUUGUAGACAGCCUGUGUACUACUCUACUAUAUCUGUUUCCAAUCUGGGUGAGGAUGGGGGUUAAUAAUUUGCAUGAUCUGCAGCCUAAAAUAUAAUUUCUUACCUCAGAAAUCCCGAUAGCUCGUUCCUUGCUCCUACUCAUUUUGUGGACAUGUUUUAAGCAUGUUUCCAAGGCUGCAGUCCUGUUUCUUCAAAGUGUGUUGCACUAUAGUUAUUGAAUACCAAGCAUGAGGAGGAAUGCUUUUUUUUUUUGUAUGCAUUGUCAAUGUCUAUUCUAUUGCUGUAAAUGUCUUUUUUUGCACUUUGAUGAAAAAUAAAACAUACUUUUUUCCUUUU